UUAUUAGUUUCCCAUGGAUUGAUUCUUCCUUUUGAUAUAUUGUCUGCAAUGUUCCAUGGCAGUGGGCCUAUUUUAUCCAGUAAUAUCAUUACUUGUUGAGUUCCUUGUUACUUAGUAUAGGUCCUAAUUGUAUGAAGAAUUUGAUAUCCAUUAUUUGGUAUUAAAUACCGACUUUUAUGCUACCUGUGUUAUGGUCUGUCUACAAAUAUCCUGUCUAUUUCACUGGAGGUAGUUUUGAGCCCACAGAAUCAAUUAAUCUGCCACUACAUAUUUAUGUAACUCACUUUUACUUACCUAGUGUAAUGCCUUCUAGUUCCUGGGUAACAUAAAAUAUGAAUUAGGUCAUGUAGAAUGGGUCGUACUGAUGGCAGUCGCUGCGGUGGUAAGCUGCUUAUGGACUUUUCUUAUAUAGGCACGGGUUACCACGGCCUUGCAUAUCAGUCUGAUGAGCCUAACACUGUAGAGGGUCAUUUGUUCAGAGCGUUGUCUCUGGCUAACGUUGCUUCUGAUGUUUUGAACAAUGGUUACGAACGCUGUGGUCGCACUGACCGUGAUGUCCAUGCACUUCACAACUAUGCCAGUUUCUUUCCUGAUCCUUGUCCACCAAAUAGUCCGUGUUCAACGGUAUCACCUGAUGAGCGUGGCGUGGGACCUUGUUAUCGCAUAAACACUUUUACUAAGGCCAUAAACAAGCAUCUUCCACGUGGCAUUCGUGUGAAUUGGGUGAAACAUGUUCCUGAUGACUUUAGUUCGAGGCGUAAUUGCACAUUCCGUGUUUAUAAAUACUUUUUCCAAUUGGGUUCUAUGGAUCUCUCAUUGAUUCAGGAUGCAUGUCGUCAUUUUCUAGGUCAGCACAACUUCAAUCAGUUUUGUAAAACUGACAAUCGCAAUCCCAAGGACAGCCAUGGUACUAUCUAUUCCUUUGAGGUAGAGCGUUACAACGAAUUGCUUUGUGUUGCUACUAUAUGCGGUCGUGCAUUUUUGUGGCACCAGGUUCGCUGCAUGAUGGGUGUUUUGUUCAAGGUUGGGGAGGGUAUCAUUCCCGGUUUGAAGGUCAAAUGGCUCCUGGAACACCCCGAAGGGGCCAAGUUCGAUUAUAAGAUGGCAAGUGCCCAUGGGCUUAUUUUGGUUGACUGUGGUUUUGAUUUGGCCACUUCCACGGUAUCAAGCGCUCGCAACAACGCCAUAUAUCAGCAAAUGCUGGAUGACACAAUUCAAACCUUGGGGCCACUAUCUCUUUUGGCUGGAGAACGUGGCCCAAGUAAAAUUACUUAACGCGUUACAUAGAUAUCAAGCAUCUUUUUGCUACAAGUUGGACUUCGGUGUUAUGUAAUAUAACGUCAUAAAUGAUUGAUGUGCCAGUAAAAUGGAUACAAUAACGCACCAACUAGCGGUACAUACGUGGUAUUAGGGAAUUUAGAAGACAACUAGGGCCUAUGCGAUGGAAAUUAGUCGAGGAAUCUGGUAACAUCCAUGGCUAUAAUGCUCCGUUG
Babesia bovis T2Bo is the source of this 1493-nucleotide messenger RNA. RefSeq names its product putative tRNA pseudouridine (38-40) synthase. Lineage: Eukaryota; Apicomplexa; Aconoidasida; Piroplasmida; Babesiidae. Gene Ontology annotation, molecular function: RNA binding; pseudouridine synthase activity. The coding region runs from base 352 to 1275 and encodes 307 amino acids. Gene Ontology annotation, biological process: tRNA pseudouridine synthesis; mRNA pseudouridine synthesis. Gene Ontology annotation, cellular component: cytoplasm; nucleus. The transcript is spliced from 9 exons. The record is from RefSeq and is a predicted model, not a curated record.